AUGCGUGAUAAAGUAUCUAAGAAGAACAUUAAUUAUUGCUCAAGUGAUUUUAUCGAUUCGGUUCCAGCUCCAACAAAUGUUCUCAUUCCACCGAUGAACUUUUCUGCUGUACAUAUUUCAUCAUUACCAAAUUCGUCCACGCUUUCAGGUAAUCCAUCAAAUGAUUCUUUCAUCACAACAACAUCAACAUCGUUAUGCUUACAACCUAUCGUCGUUGAUGAUCAUGAUGGUUGUUUACCACUUAACAAUAAUUCUUCCUAUACCGAUCUUCAAACAUGUUCAUUUGAUGAUGUUGGUGAAUUAUUACGGGUUUCGACAGUAACAGUAUCAUCAGUUAAUGGAAAUGAAACAACAGAAAAUAAUGAAGAAAAUCUAAUAGCAACAGGUACUAAAACUGACUCUUCACCGAAUCCUAUUGCUGCUGUUCGGCAAUUAGUGACCGAAUUUUUAUCACAAUAUCCAGAAAAAAAAUUGCAAGUGCAAGAUCAAAAGUUCAUCGUGGUACAAGACUACGAAGUACUGUUGGUUUAA
Molecule: messenger RNA, 531 nt
Organism: Rotaria socialis
Lineage: Eukaryota; Metazoa; Rotifera; Eurotatoria; Philodinida; Philodinidae
Source: the annotation of a GenBank genome assembly